This is a messenger RNA of Ictalurus furcatus (blue catfish), 1777 nucleotides long. It is a transcript of the gene aanat1, whose product is annotated as arylalkylamine N-acetyltransferase 1. NCBI's taxonomy places the organism in Eukaryota, Metazoa, Chordata, Actinopteri, Siluriformes, Ictaluridae. The transcript is spliced from 3 exons. Gene Ontology annotation, molecular function: aralkylamine N-acetyltransferase activity. The coding region runs from base 1 to 609 and encodes 202 amino acids. Gene Ontology annotation, biological process: circadian rhythm; response to light stimulus. The record is from RefSeq and is a predicted model, not a curated record. Gene Ontology annotation, cellular component: cytoplasm.
AUGUCUGCGGUGAGCGCGCUGCCUUUCUUCAAACCCCUCCACGCGUCCGUGUCGCCCUCGAGACAGCGGCGUCACACACUUCCGGCCAGCGAGUUCCGCUCCCUCAACACCGAAGACGCCAUCAGUGUGUUCGAGAUCGAGAGAGAGGCGUUCAUCUCGGUGUCGGGCGAGUGUCCACUUCACCUGGACGAGGUGCGUCACUUCCUCACCCUCUGCCCCGAGCUGUCCCUGGGCUGGUUCGUGGAAGGCAGACUCGUCUCCUUCAUCAUUGGUUCACUGUGGGAUCAGGAGCGUCUCACCACAGAAGCUUUGACGCUUCACAAACCUCAGGGCACCACGGUCCACAUCCACGUGCUGGCAGUGCACCGUACGUUCCGGCAGCAGGGCCGCGGUUCCAUCCUGAUGUGGCGCUACUUGCAGUACCUACGCUGUCUGCCGUACGUGCGCCGCGCCGUGCUCAUGUGCGAGGAUUUCCUCGUGCCCUUCUACCAGAAGUCCGGCUUCAAGGUCCAGGGCCCGAGUGAGAUCACAGUCGGGCCGCUGACCUUCAUCGAGAUGCAGUACGCCGUGCGUGGCCAUGCCUUCAUGCGCCGCAACAGUGGCUGCUGAGUUUACUCAGCCACCAUUGUUCUUUUCAUUACCCCAGAUGCCAAAGCAGAGUGGCGUGGGAGGCUAAUUCUGGCGGGGAAGUUUUGUCGCAGCUCCUGCUUUGAGUGUAGGUUAUGUCUGUGGUGUCGCUAGGUGUUUGUCCACAUUUGUAAAUGGAAAGUUGAUUACAAAAAAAUAUGAAAGGAGGAAAAGAAAGAAAUAAACAGUCCCAUCAGCAUUCUCCACCUUCGCAAUGGCUGGCUUCAUGACGAGUUCGAUAUUGUUCAUGCAUUUUGUUUUUCAUUCCAUAUCUUUAAAAUUCAUCCCAACCGUCCAUCUUCUAUACCGCUUAUACUACAGGGUCACAGGGAACCUGAAGCCUAUCCCAGUGAGCAUCGGGAACAGGGCGGGGUACACCCUGGACGGCGUGUCAGUCCGUCGCAGGGCACAAUCACAUACACACUCACACACCCGUUCAUACCAAUCAGUCUACAACGCAUGUCUUUGGACCGGGGGAGGAAACCGGAGUACCCGGAGGAAACCCCCGCGGCACGAGGACAACACGCAAACUCCACACACACCCGCACGCGCUAACCCCUAAGCCACCAUGCGCCUGUCUUUAAAAUUAGGAGAAUAUGUUUUCGUGUCCUUUACAUUGAUAAAUGUUGUUUCUCAUUUGAGCACUUUUGCUUUAUUUUUCUAUCAUGUGUUUUUUUUUUUCUUCUUCUUUUUAAUAACCUGUUCAUUAUCAGAAAGGAGGCAAUGGUGGUAGGUAAAGAAGAAUGGAACGUGGUGAGAUGGUUUCAAUUAUAGUUUUAAAAAAAAAAAAAAAAGACCAGAAAAAGCUUGAUAGUUGAGAACACACCCGAUAACAAAACAGCACAACUUGUUACUUGUUAUUGUUACCACGAAUAACGAUGAAAAUGACUGAUACUCUCAGAAAUCACACUAACAAUUUAUCACCAUAUCAGUAUCGUAUUGUCGUAUCACCUUGCCCUACAUGGUGUGUAUACGUGGCGCGGCUAUAAACAGUCCCUCGGUCGUUAAGCUGUAGCGAUAUUGUCGAGUAUGGUGUCGUCGAGUGUCUUGUGGUUGCUCUAGAUGUUUGUUGUGUAGAAGCAUUAAAACAGCAUUGACUUGCCACCCUGCUACUGUGCUCUCUUCUAAUUGGAGACCUGGAAUAAUCGAU